Molecule: messenger RNA, 1686 nt
Organism: Lipotes vexillifer (Yangtze River dolphin)
Lineage: Eukaryota; Metazoa; Chordata; Mammalia; Artiodactyla; Lipotidae
Source: RefSeq, a predicted model, not a curated record
AUGGAGCGUCAGCAGCAGAGCAGCCACGAUGCCUAUGACGUCACGGAUGCAGCCGUUGCCGGAUUCUUCAAGCUGGGGGUCGACAAGGAGCGGAAAGAAGCGAAAGAGGUGAAGCCCGCGGAGAUCUCGCCUCCCGGAGAGGGGGGAGAGGAGCAGAAGGCUCAGUCCGAACCGGAGCAGGGGGCAGCCGCGGAAGAGAAAGAGGCGGGAGACGAAGGAGAAGGAAAGGAAGGCUGCGAUGUCAGCGUCGGAGCCGCCGGCCCCGCGGACGGCGAAAGCCGCGAGGCCGAGGCCGAGGCGGGCAGCGGCGAAGGCGGAGAGCAGGGCGGCGAGGAGCAGCCCCCGCGGGCCGCCGUCGAGGGUCCCGAGGCCGCAGACGGGCAGUGGCGGGCCCCCCACGCCAGGCUCACGCAGGUGCAGGUGCAGGACCUGGAGCGCGUCUUCCAGCACACUCAGUACCCCAGCGCGCUCGUGCGUCCUGCACGGGACCCUGUGCAGGAGACACAGCUGGGGGCUGAGGGCUGGAGCGGCCUGGCUGGCGCCCAGCCUCCGUGCCUGGACCCCGUUCCUGGUGACAUCCACUGGGACCAAGCAGCUGUGUCUAGGAGGGCAGGAGAGGUGAAGCCCGCGGAGAUCUCGCCUCCCGGAGAGGGGGGAGAGGAGCAGAAGGCUCAGUCCGAACCGGAGCAGGGGGCAGCCGCGGAAGAGAAAGAGGCGGGAGACGAAGGAGAAGGAAAGGAAGGCUGCGAUGUCAGCGUCGGAGCCGCCGGCCCCGCGGACGGCGAAAGCCGCGAGGCCGAGGCCGAGGCGGGCAGCGGCGAAGGCGGAGAGCAGGGCGGCGAGGAGCAGCCCCCGCGGGCCGCCGUCGAGGGUCCCGAGGCCGCAGACUGGCAGUGGCGGGCCCCCCGCGCCAGGUUCACGCAGGUGCAGGUGCAGGACCUGGAGCGCGUCUUCCAGCACACUCAGUACCCCAGCGCGCUCGUGCGACAGGAGCUUACAAGGUGCAUGGGUGUGACUGAAGACAAAGUGAAGGCUUGGUUCAAGAGUAGAAGGGCCAAGUGGAGGAGAAAUCAGAGGGCACUAAUGCUCAGUCACAUGGCCCCCGUGCCCCCUGUUGUCAUCAGCUUGUGUGAACCCUGCAGUUCCGUCUCGUUUCGCGAGCUGAAAUUGAUGUGCGAUCUUCUGGAGCCACUGCUGAUGGACCUGUCCCUGCUGCCCAGACCGCCCAGGCCACCCGUGCAGCCCGUGCGACCAGUGCCACCCGUGCGACCCACGCUGCCCGAGGAUCCCAUGCCACCCAUGCAGCCCAUGGCGCCCAUGCCAACUGUGCCACCCGUGCCGCCCAUGCAGCUCAUGUGGCCCAUGCACCCCGUGCCACCUGUGCAACCCAUGCUGCCCAUGCCGCCCGAGCCGCCCCUGUGGCCCGGUCCCGUGCAGGACUGUGAGGCGGGGGUGGCGAGGAAGAGCCCUGAGUGGGUGCUGAAGAAGAAGGGCACCCCGGGCGUCAGGGCAAGGAAGUCAGACCUGCCCCUCAAGCCCUGCCCUAGGCAGCGAGCUGCCUCCAGUGGGACAGCUCGGGGACCCGAAGCCUGUGAGCUGUGCCACCCAGCCCGGGCCCUCGCCUCUGACGCCAGAGGAGCCUUAACGUGUCGGAUCGUGGACCACCGCUCUAGCCUUGAGUCGUGA